AAAAACGGCGAUUUUGAAUAUUCAGUAGUAGGCCAAUCAUCCGCUCGUAGCGCUAGUAUCUCCAUUUUAUGACGUUUACUUUUCCGCAAUUUUGGGUGCACUGCACAUUUCGAUUGACAACAACAAAAAUGGGACGUAAGUGCGAAGUAAUAACAUGUUUCCAAAGAGAAGGAGGCGGAAAAACAUUUUUCUCGUUUCCUAGGGAUAAUGAAAGGUACGUUUUUUCUAUCGUCAACUAUUAUUCUAACAGCAUGCUUAUUUUGACAGAUGCAAGCAGUGGGUGGAUAUUUGCUGUUCCGAAGAGCUGUCCAGAACAUUUGACGCAGGUGGAGUACAAGCUGUGAGUAAACUAAAGAUCUGCGCGGAUCAUUUUAAGGCGAGUGAUAUCAGAAACUCUAUGCAAUCGGCAAGGUAAAACGACAAAAAAUCAGUAAUUAUAUAUCAUACCGUACAUUUUCUGCAGGCUUUCCGUGAAUGCAGUUCCACUUGCUGCAGAAAGCAUUGAUCAAUAUCUCGAUAUAGAGGUAUUGGAACCCGCGUUUCAGGCUGCAAGUGACGAUGCCACUGCAAAUAACUCCAUCGCUACUGGAAUGCAAAAAGAAGUGGAACAUGCUUCAAAGAUUUUAUUAGAAAACGAUGGGAUGGAAGUUAAUCCAGAAAGCGAAACCGGACAUCUUGAAGAACCGGUAACAAAACUGUUACACUUGGAAAUAACACCAGCUCUACAGCGUUGUGUGCUGUCUGGUAACAACUCGAGGCAAAAUGAGAUCUGUUUUGAAUCACUCAAUGACAUUUCGUUGAAUGAUGACACUAAAGGGAAGAAAUUUGAAGUAGACUACAAAAUGUUGUACGAAAACGAGAAGAAAACAUCCGGCCAGCUACAUGCACGAAUAAAAAAACUCAGCUGUGCACUACGUAAUGCUCGACGUGUAAAUCAAUGGCGAUCAAACACCAUAGCUAAGAAGAAAAGACAAAUUUAUAUUUUGCGAAACGAGGUCAAACGUCUCCGUACAGAAAAAUCAACUGAUGCCAAGCUUCUUGAACUGCUGAAGAGUAACACUGUAGUUUAUAAUAGCAUGAUGAAUGAAUUGAAAAAACCUAAAGGACGCAGAUAUAAUGAACAAACUAAAAAGUUUGCCCUCGGAGCUUAUCUCGCAGGUCCAGCAGCUUUUCGUUAUGUCCAAAGCACAGAAGUUUUAAAUUUGCCUAGUAAAAUGUCCAUACGCCGAUGGAACGCGGACGUCAUGAUAGCACCUGGUUUGAAUGAUGCCAUCCUUAAUCGCUUGGCGAAAAAAUGCAAGAAUUUCUCGAAAAAAGAACGAGCCGUGACUAUUUGUAUAGAUGGGAUGUCUAUCAAGCAAGAACUUGUGUAUAAUGCGAAGACAGACACAUUUUUUGGCUUUCCUUCUGAUGGAACCAAGCGAAAAAUUGAAAGGAAUAAACCAAGGGUCCUUGCUACAGAAGCGGUAGUAAUAAUGAUUUCGGGAAUGUGUGCUUUAGAGCAGGAUCGCCUUCAACUCAAUAAGCAGCAUAAAGGUAGUCGAUCAGGUAGAUUCAAACAGGUAAUAUUUAACGUCAAUAUUGUUCAAACUGUUGACUGAAUAUUUUUAAUGUCAUGUAGGCCAUUGGUUAUUUGUUGGCGCAUCAUUCGUUAGGAAGUGAAAAGCAGCUUGAUCUUAUUAAAAAUGCAGUUCGUGCUCUCAAAAGUCGUGGAUUGCGACCUCUGGUAUUAACGAUGGAUCAAUGUACAACGAAUGUUAAAAUGGCAGGUGAAGCUGGAGCUUCUAUGGAGAAACCUAUCAUUACGAUCGAUGGUGAUGAGAUGACGAUUAUCUAUGAUAACCCGCAUUUGAUAAAAAACGCCAAAAGCAUGCUGAUGAAGCACAAUGCUAUUUUCAACGGAAAGCUUAUUUCAUAUAAUCAUGUCAGAGAUCGGCAAUCAGUUCCGAGACUUGUACCCAAGCUUUCAGACAAAAUUAUUUCGCUUGGACCGUUCAUGGCUAUGAAUGUGGCACAAGCCACCCGCACUUUGAGUAAUUCUGUUGCUAGGGGUUUAGAGUAUUACGUAUUCUCCGGAGACCUGCCAAUUUCAGCUCUGGGGACAGCUUCCUUCGUGGAAUUCCAUGACAAACUUUUUGACACAUUCAAUUCAAAGAUCGCACAAUGUAACUCCAAGGUAUUUUAUAAGCUGAUGCGAAUAUAUUUAUAUAAUAAUUAUGGUUGUUCCAUAGCCCUUUCGUAGCGCCAUAACAGAGAACUCGUGUCAUUGGCAGUUCCUAACAGAAGCAAAGAGGCUACUCAGCAGUAUGUAUUACAUGCCAAAAACUUGCUAUAAUCCCAAAGAGGCUGCACAAAACGCAAAAUUGCUAACUGUUAAACAAAGGAAACCAAACUAUCUUUCUGGAUUUAUAGGAAAUAUUACCGGAAUUCACUGGUUAUGGAACGAACUGAAAUCAAAUUUUUCCUUUGAUUAUUUGUGUACAAACUUUUUAAGCCAGGAUAUCAUUGAAAAUUUAUUUUCUGAAAUUAGACGACGCUGUGGGCGUAAUGAAGCGCCUAAUGCAUAUCAGUUUGGAUCUGCAUUCAAGUAUGCGGCAAUUUCUGCAAACGAGAAACUGUCAGUGGGCACUAAUUGCGAGAACGAUGAGGCACAAUUGCUAAUUGAAGAGGACGAUUUCAUCGACGAAGAGUAUUUAAACGAUGUGGAAAAUGAACACCAUUUUAGCUAUAAACAUUCGCCUUUGGAUUUUACUAGCCCAAAAUCAUAUACUAUAAAAGACUUAAACGGCCUGAUGUAUAUAGUAGGCGCAGCUGUAGCCAAACUUCCACACAAAAGAUGUAAAAGGAGCCUAACAGUCGAACGCAAUGCAGUAGAUGUAGAUAGUCGAUUAUACGACUUUUGUAAAAUGAAAAAUUCUCCAACCUAUCCAUCCACCAAAUUGUUUGAAAUAGGCCUACUUUGUUUCACCGCUUACAAGCAAAAAUUCGUGAAAUUUCUAUACCAAAACAGAAGAAAUGUGAAGAGAAGACUAAUCGAGUACGUUACAUAUGAUAAAAUCAAAGAACACGUGUGCGAACACUGUUUUAAGAAGCUCAUCGAUAAAAUUUUCAAUACAUUGAUUCAAUGUUUUCUAAAACAAAUGAAAGCAAGUGCUUUGAAAACACGAACUGCAUUCAGAGGAAAAAGGAAUCGCAAAGCGUUUCGUAUGAACCUUCCAAUAUAGGAUGUCCAUAUAUUUUUUUUUUCACAAUAAGCAAACAA
This is a messenger RNA of Topomyia yanbarensis, 3262 nucleotides long. RefSeq lists its product as uncharacterized. The record is from RefSeq and is a predicted model, not a curated record. The transcript has 3 exons. The coding region runs from base 591 to 1601 and encodes 336 amino acids. Lineage: Eukaryota; Metazoa; Arthropoda; Insecta; Diptera; Culicidae.